This is a messenger RNA of Thermothielavioides terrestris NRRL 8126, 2285 nucleotides long. RefSeq lists its product as uncharacterized. The record is from RefSeq and is a predicted model, not a curated record. NCBI's taxonomy places the organism in Eukaryota, Fungi, Ascomycota, Sordariomycetes, Sordariales, Chaetomiaceae. Gene Ontology annotation, molecular function: NAD+ kinase activity. Gene Ontology annotation, biological process: NAD+ metabolic process; NADP+ biosynthetic process. The coding region runs from base 179 to 2119 and encodes 646 amino acids. The transcript is spliced from 2 exons.
AGGCAGGGCACACCGGCGUUAUCAGUGGGAGAGCCGGAGAGUACGGAUUACACUAUUCCGUACCUCCGCGUACUUCCGUGGAAGAACCCUGAACCCCCAGGACAGCGGCGUGACAGGAUUGCUAAGAAGUGCAGGGGACCGGAAAUAACUUGGCACCCCCCACACUGCUGAUUCAACCAUGCCCGGUUCAAUUCACCCAGCCCUCGGUCACCCCGCUGACCACCCGCUCCUACUGCGGCAGGAGCGGUGCGUCUCGGAUGGAGUUAAUAAAUCCUCACCCGUCGGCCCCGAGCGUCCCCAGGAUUCCCAAGCCGCGCUACCUCUCGUGCUGUCGCCCCUGGACAACGGCGUUAAGUGUCCUGCAUCGCCCGACGUCGUCGUCGCUGCUGCACCUGUCACUCCCACCUCGGCCGUCCCCUCAAACAGGAAUGAUGAACCCGCUGCGCACCCUCAACCGUCUCUGCCUGCAGUAGGCCGGCCUGCACCGCCGGACUCCGACUCCCUCCAGCCCAGCACCCAGCCGCUUCCCGCUGAUUCUGCGGCUGCCCGUGGUCACCGCAAGAACGCGCUCUCGCUUGAGUCUGUCCCGCGACAGACGAUUAUGAAAGCACUGGCGUCGGUCGCACGCAGCAACAGGCCCCAAGCACUAUCGCUCACCGGCAUGCUCUCCGCUCACGGCGCCCCGCAGGGCGGCGACACCCGGCCCGCGUCCUCGUCAUCCCAGCAGCUCUGCGACGCCCUCAACGGCCUCGCCCAGGCACAAAACUCUCGCUCCAAUGCGACCGCGACGCCGACUGCCGCCUUCCCCUCGCUGCAAUCGCCCUGCUUCUACCACAAUCGCUUCGAUGACGCCGUCGACAUUGAAAAAGUUCUCGAGGAAAUCAAGAAUGACGAGUGGAUGUCGCACUCGCGCUUGGUGCAGACAGCCACCGGCGUCCGCGAGGUGUCCAAACAGCUCCAACGGCGUCCGAUCAAGCGCGCUGUCAAGAACGUUAUGAUCGUGACCAAGGCCCGUGACAAUCAGCUGGUUCUGCUCACGCGGGAGCUGGCCCUGUGGCUGCUGCAGACGCCGCGGUAUGGAUCUGACUUGGGGGUCAAUGUCUAUGUCGAUGCGAAGUUGCGCCACUCGAAACGCUUCAACGCUCGCGGGAUCACGGAUGAGAACCCACGGUUCGCCGAGAUGCUGAGGUACUGGACGCCUGAUCUGUGCUGGAGCCAGCCGGAGAAGUUCGACCUGGUGCUCACCCUCGGCGGCGACGGCACCGUCCUGUUCACCUCAUGGCUGUUUCAGCGUAUCGUGCCGCCCGUCCUGUCCUUCAGCCUUGGGAGUCUUGGCUUCCUGACGAGCUUCGAGUUCGAGAAGUACAAGGACCACCUGAACCGCGUCAUGGGCGACGAGGGCAUGCGGGUGAAUCUCCGCAUGCGCUUCACCUGCACCGUGUACCGCGACGGGCCCAUGGGCAACGAAAUGGAGGAGGGCGAGCAGUUCGAGGUUCUGAACGAGCUGGUCAUCGAUCGCGGGCCGUCGCCCUAUGUGUCCAACCUGGAGCUGUACGGUGAUAAUGAGCUCUUGACCGUCGUGCAGGCGGACGGCUGCAUAUUCUCGACGCCGACUGGGUCUACCGCCUACUCACUCUCCGCAGGCGGCUCGCUCGUCCACCCGGACAUCCCCGCCAUCCUGCUCACGCCAAUCUGCCCCCACACCUUGUCCUUCCGUCCCAUGGUCCUCUCCGAUACCAUGCUCCUGCGGGUAUCCGUCCCGCGCAACAGCCGCGCCACGGCCUAUUGCGCCUUCGACGGCAAAGGGCGCAUCGAGCUCAGACAGGGCGAUCACGUCACCAUCACGGCCUCGCAGUACCCGUUCCCCACCGUCGUGCGUACCGAUACCGAGUGGUUCGACAGCGUGUCGCGCACGUUGAGGUGGAACGUGCGCGCGGCGACGCAAAAGGCCUUUGACGCCGGCGCGGCCAACGGGAGUGGUGGUGGCGGCGGCUCGGCGUCGGGCAGCGAAGACGACGAGAGCUGGGACAUUGACACGGAUUCGGCGUACUAUACCAGUGAGGAGAGCAGCAUUGCUGCCAGUCCGCUGAGGAGGCAGAUGAGCAUGUUGGGGUUGUAGAUUCCCUCACCCCGCGGAGGUCCUUUUGUUUUUCUUUCUGUCCAUUUAGUAUGCAUUGCGUUCUCGCGAAGCAUCGGUAGAGUAGGCGCCGUCGGGCUUAGGCGUCGCGUGGCAUGGACUGGCGAUUGCCGUCGCGCAAGGGAAACCGGGACCGGGACUACAAUGG